Aedes albopictus (Asian tiger mosquito) is the source of this 5024-nucleotide messenger RNA. It is a transcript of the gene TrpA1, whose product is annotated as transient receptor potential cation channel subfamily A member 1. Gene Ontology annotation, biological process: monoatomic ion transport; transmembrane transport. Gene Ontology annotation, cellular component: membrane. Bases 828 to 4454 code for a protein of 1208 amino acids. The record is from RefSeq and is a predicted model, not a curated record. Gene Ontology annotation, molecular function: monoatomic ion channel activity; protein binding. The transcript is spliced from 15 exons. NCBI's taxonomy places the organism in Eukaryota, Metazoa, Arthropoda, Insecta, Diptera, Culicidae.
GAGAAAUCAUCACUACCGCACAGGAUAUCCCCAAAACGGGAAGCUAUAAAACAACCGUGCCAGGAUCGCAGAUCUUCAGUUUAUCUCGGUACGCGACGCGAUUUUAACCUCUCGAAAUGGAAUAGUCCUCGCUAGUGGCUAACCACCAUCCUUCUUUGGAUUACCUUCCCUCAUUGUUCCCUCCUCUACAGUGUUAAUGCAACUAUUCUGAAAGGAAACUGUGCUUCUUACUUGGACUUAGUGUGUUUCGACUUGCUGGAAAACUGAAAAGUCCUGUCCGUUGUUGGUGCGCUUGGAUUAUUGCUGCAGCGAUUUUCGGUUGAUGGACGUUUUGUGACAGUGAUUUCAUUUCAACAGUAAAAGGAUAAAAGCGUGACUUACAGUGCUGACAGUGUAGCAGUUAUUAUAAAGGAGCGAAGCGUGAAAAAAUCAACGAUCAAAUAAUUCUCUGUUAACAACGCAAUUCAAUCGUCAAGAAAGUCUUGUUUUCUACCUGGUAUCGAUAUUGAUAGAAGUGAAGAAAUAGAAUUCUCUUUCAGUAUGAACUGCUUCAGCGACUGAAACUUAAUUGACUUGCAUUCAUUAGUGACACAACCACACCGCUCUUAAUAGUGUUGCAUAGUACCACUACCAACCGCAGGUAUGCUCCAUAUAGAAGAUUAUUCAAUAAGCAUGGAAAGUUCAAAGCAUUCAGUUGACGUCCCCUUUUCCAACUGCACUCCGUUAUUAUCCCCGUUAACUGUAGUGGCUUGAAGAAAUCUCCCAUCAUUAGCAGAAUUCCCCGUGGCCGGAAUAGCCCAAAUCUACACACCCUACCCUGACUACUAAUGUUAUCAAUUGUGAUGUACAGCCGACAAUCAUUCAGUCAAAUGCUACGAAACAGCUGCCGAGGGAACACGCUCUCGAUUACAACUCCGCUCAAGAUACCGGCCAACUGGACGCGAGUUCUACGGUUGCACCCGAGUUCGCGCGUGAACCCGACGCUGAUUUUGCAGGCUGCGGAAUCGGGAAACCUAGACGAAUUCAUUCGCCUGUAUGAAAGUGAUAACGGGCGACUGUCAGUGAAGGACAGCAAGGGGCGAACAGCGGCACACCAGGCCGCGGCCAGGAACCGCAUCAAUAUUCUCAGCUUCAUUCACGACCAGGGUGGAGAUCUAAACGCACAGGACUCGCUGGGGAAUACACCGUUGCACCUUGCCGUCGAGAAUGAUUCGUUGGACGCAUUGGAGUUUUUGCUGAAAAUACCUGUCGCAACGAACAUACUGAAUGACAAAAAGCUGGCGCCGGUACAUUUGGCUACCGAGCUGAACAAAGUCAAAGGACUUCAAGUGAUGGGAAAAUAUCGGGAAACCAUUGACAUACAACAGGGAGGCGAACACGGUCGAACCGCACUGCAUCUAGCUGCCAUCUACGACCACGAGGAAUGUGCCAGAAUUCUGAUUUCGGAAUUCGGAGCGUGUCCUCGUAGGCCCUGCAACAACGGUUACUAUCCGAUCCACGAAGCGGCCAAGAAUGCCAGCUCGAAAACAAUGGAAGUAUUUUUCCAGUGGGGUGAAUCCAAGGGAUGUACACGCGAGGAAAUGAUUUCCUUCUACGAUUCGGAGGGGAACGUUCCCCUGCAUUCCGCCGUUCACGGAGGGGACAUAAAAGCGGUUGAGCUCUGUCUCAAAUCAGGUGCGAAAAUCUCCACACAGCAGCAUGAUCUUUCUACACCGGUGCACCUGGCUGCAGCUCAGGGUGCAAUCGAAAUCGUCAAAUUGAUGUUCCUGAUGCAACCUCAAGAAAAGCGCAUCAGCUUGAAUUGCACCGACAUUCAGAAGAUGACUCCAUUGCAUUGUGCAGCGAUGUUCGAUCACCCGGAAAUCGUGGAAUACCUCGUUCAGGAGGGAGCCGACAUAAACGCAUUGGACAAGGAGAACCGCUCUCCAUUGCUACUUUCUGCGUCUCGUGGUGGGUGGAGGACAGUAAUGGUUCUGAUACGUCUCGGAGCCAACAUAAGCUUGAAAGAUGUGAAUUCUCGGAAUGUGCUGCAUUUGGUCAUCAUGAACGGGGGACGGUUGGAUGAGUUCGCCAAAGAGGUGAGCUGCACCCAAUCCGAAACAUACCUUUUGCUGCUUCUUAACGAAAAGGACGAAACUGGGUGCUCUCCUCUACACUACGCCAGUCGAGAAGGUCAUAUUAGGUCGCUAGAAAAUCUAAUCCGCCUUGGAGCAUGCAUCAAUCUUAAAAAUAACAAUAACGAAAGCCCACUCCACUUUGCCGCUCGGUACGGUCGGUACAACACGGUGCGGCAACUGCUGGACUCGGAAAAGGGUACGUUUAUCAUCAACGAAAGCGACGGAGAAGGUCUCACCCCACUGCACAUUGCAUCUAAGGAGGGCCACACGCGAGUGGUGCAGCUCUUGCUCAAUCGGGGAGCACUACUCCACCGGGACCAUAACGGGCGUAAUCCACUGCAUCUGGCGGCGAUGUCGGGAUAUACGCAAACGAUUGAGCUCCUGCAUUCGGUACAUUCUCAUUUGCUUGACCAAGUGGACAAAGAUGGGAACACCGCACUCCAUUUGGCAACGAUGGAAAACAGACCGAACGCUGUGGUUCUUUUGCUGAGCCUGGGCUGCAAGUUGCUACACAACUAUAUGGACAUGAGCGCUAUAGACUAUGCCAUCUACUACAAAUAUCCGGAAGCUGCCCUGGCCAUGGCGACCCACGAAGAACGGUCAGCCGAAGUGAUGGCUCUGAAGUCGGACAAACAUCCCUGCGUGACGCUGGCAUUGAUUGCAUCGAUGCCAAGAGUGUUCGAAGCUGUCCAGGAUAAUUGCAUUUCGAAAGCGAACUGCAAGAAGGAUUCCAAGAGCUUCUACAUCAGAUAUUCCUUUCACGCGUAUCAGAAAUCUCAGGAGGAGAUCGAUAAAAUAAGGAAAACACUCAACGAUCCCAAGUGGCGCCCACCACCGUUGCAUGUAGUCAAUGCUAUGGUAGCCCACGGACGUGUGGAGCUGCUCGCUCAUCCGCUGAGCCAAAAAUACCUGCAAAUGAAAUGGAACUCCUACGGAAAGUACUUCCAUCUGGCCAAUCUGCUGUUCUACAGCGUGUUCCUGCUAUUUGUAACAGUGUUCACAUCACAGCUCAUGACAAACACACCGGUGCAAUCAUCCCUAAACAACGGCAACGAAACGACAACUUCAGCCGGCAUCGCCGACAGCGAGCAAGACCAGCUUCAACCGGUAGCAAUGGCCGCCCGUUCUGUUCACCGACCCUCCCUGCAAUACAGGAACGAAACCUACCUGGCUGCCGAAGAGCACAUGCCCAUCACGACAGCAACCCUGGUCUCGGGAGUGGCCAUCAUCCUUUACAUAUUCUGCAACGCUCUGCGGGAGAUCCUUCAGGUUUACCAGCAAAAGUGGCACUAUCUGAUUGAGCCCAUUAAUUUGGUGUCGUGGAUUCUGUACUUGUCGGCGCUGAUUAUGGUGUGGCCCAUGUUCAACGACGGCCGCUGCUACAGUGGAAACUUUUCGGCGGCAUCCGUUACGGUGUUUCUGUCGUGGUUCAAUUUGCUACUGUUUUUGCAACGGUUCGAUCAGGUCGGAAUAUAUGUGGUUAUGUUCCUGGAGAUUCUUCAAACGCUCAUUAAAGUGCUGACAGUGUUUUCAAUCUUGAUCAUCGCCUUCGGUCUCGCGUUUUACAUCCUGCUGUCAAAGGUAUCGAGGAUGAUUGACACCCAAGUGAACCACUUGUCCUUUUCAUCCAUACCGAUGUCGUUGCUGAGGACGUUCUCCAUGAUGCUCGGCGAGAUGGAUAUUCUCGGAACAUACGUGCAACCGUACUACCAGAACCAUCUUCUCUAUCCCAUUCCAUCGUUUGCCAUUCUUUGUCUCUUCAUGAUACUGAUGCCAAUCCUGUUGAUGAAUCUGCUGAUUGGUUUGGCGGUUGGUGAUAUCGAAUCCGUUCGACGAAAUGCUCAGCUGAAACGAUUGGCCAUGCAAGUGGUUCUGCACACCGAGCUGGAGCGCAAGUUGCCGCAAAUGUGGUUGGAAAUGGUUGACAAAAUGGAACUGAUUGAAUAUCCCAAUGAGAAAAAGUGUAAGCUGGGAUUCCUGGAUUCGGUGUUGCGCAAGUGGUUCUGUAAUCCAUUCACCGAUGAAUACAAAGGAGGAAUCGAUUUCGUAUUGGACAACAAUGAAGAUUACGUUGUCACGGAAUUGGAAAAACAGAAACGAAAAUUACGUGAAAUCAGCUCUGCAUUGGAUAACCAACAUCAACUACUUCGUUUAAUUGUUCAGAAAAUGGAAAUCAAAACAGAAGCAGACGACGUGGACGAAGGUGUGGCAACCAGUGACGUCAAAGGUAUCGGUGCCCUGCGAGGACCCGGUGGAACCACCUCGCGCUGGUCCUCGCCAAGGAUUCGCAAGAAGCUUCGCGCCGCUAUGAGUUUCAACAAGUCGAUUAGCAAGUAAGGGAUGGUUUUCGAAUCUACCUAGGACAUCGCAUUUUGUGAUGGAAUCUGUGAGCCGAUGAAUGUCAGUGAAUUAGUUUUGUAAGCACUGCAAGGCAUGAUGUAUUACAAAAAAAAACUUAAAUUAAGAACUAAGUGAAACGUACAUUUGUAUCAAAAUGUUAUGAAAAUCAUAGAAGUUGUAGUUCCCAUCGCUGUUUUGUAUGUUCGGAAUUCAGGGAAACAAUUUACUGAGAGAUUAAACCUAGUCAAUCCCUGAAACAAUUAUCUACGACCAGUUAAUGGAAGAUAGAGCUCUUUCAAUAGAUACCAAUGGAAUACAACAGGGCUUUACUAAAUGUUUAAAGCCAAGAAAUUUGUGGCACUUAUAUGUAAAAAAAACAUCGAUUCAUGGGAUAACUGAAACGUGAAACAUGGUUGUGUAAUGUUCUCAUUAAGUAACACAAACAUUGCAUCUCCUUUGCAUUACCAUGUUUAACUUGCGGAAACUUGAAUUGGAAUAUGUUCAAAAAUAUACUUAAUAAAGAGUGUUAAUUGUAUGUCAUUUUAAGCUUCACAGCAUGCAUUUCAA